Molecule: messenger RNA, 9448 nt
Organism: Dicentrarchus labrax (European seabass)
Lineage: Eukaryota; Metazoa; Chordata; Actinopteri; Moronidae
Product: fibrillin-1
Exons: 26
Coding region: 398-8152 (2584 amino acids)
Biological process (GO): cell-matrix adhesion
Molecular function (GO): calcium ion binding
Source: RefSeq, a predicted model, not a curated record
UGUCUCCUCCCCCUCUUCCUCCUGCUCCUCUUCCUCCUUCCAGUCAAACCUGUUUGAGGAGACUCACCGAGCGCGAGCACUCAAAGUGAGGAGAACAAACGAAGGCCCGAGGGGGACUGGUCGCUUAUUGUGUGGGAGCUGACACAUAAGCAGAGGAAUAUGGGUGUUCCCCUUCCCAGAGGUUUAAGAUGUCAGGGCAGUGCAUGGUAUGGUGAGGUGGACCAUUGUCACAAGUCCCAGGGGUGGAGGAAUCUAGGUGGAGGAGGAAGAAGCGGAAGACGCUGCUUGAGGAGAGAGGUUCGACAUCAGCGGGGAAGAAGAACGAGAGAGAGAUCCAGACGAGGGGAGUUUCAACUUUCUCCCCCAAGACUCAGAGACCACCAGGAGACGGGGAAAUAUGCGGUUUUCACUCCUGUGGCUGAUAAGUCUGUUUGCAGUGCUGAAAUACUGUUGUGCAGUUGCUGACCUGAAGGACUGCGAGGCAGCAGGCAGCAAGUGCCACCCUCAGGCCGAGUGUCUGAAGGUCAAGAACAACUUCACCUGUGCGUGCCGCAUGGGCUACCAGGGCAAUGGUCUGCUGUGCAACGACAUUGACGAAUGUCUCAGCGGCCUGCACGGCUGUCACCCAAAGGCCCGCUGCAAGAACACCCUGGGCAGCUACAGCUGUGUCUGCCUCAAUGGAUACUUCGGAGACGGCACCAACUGCCAGGACAUCAACGAGUGUGAAAAAGAAAACGGGGGUUGCCAUGCUAGUGCCCUCUGUACUAACUACGACGGUGGGCGACAGUGCCAAUGUAAAGUUGGCUUUGUAGGUAAUGGUUUCCAGUGUACUGAUGUUAACGAAUGCGCUAACCAAAGGACCUGCCAUUGGAACGCCACCUGCACCAACAACCCUGGGUCUUAUGUAUGUACCUGUAAUGCUGGCUAUAAGGGCAACGGAAACUACCUGUGUCUUGAUAUAGACGAAUGUUCAGAGACUCCUCGUGUGUGUUCUUCCUCACUCGGCUACAAAGGCUGUAAAAAUCUGCCUGGCAGCUACCGCUGCACGUGCAGCAGUGGCUUCGAAAGUAACGGGCAGAGCUGUGUGGACAUCAAUGAAUGUGCAAGCAACAUCUGCAGUCUUUAUGCAGAGUGUGAAAAUACCAUGGGCUCAUAUCAGUGUACCUGCAACAGUGGUUUUGUAGGAAAUGGACUGACAUGUGCGGACAUAAACGAAUGCAAUGAAGUCAAUGAAUGCGACCCCAAUGCUGUUUGCAUCAACAGGCUGGGGAGUUACGAGUGCUCCUGUCUGGGAGGUUUUAUAGGGGAUGGUCGACUGUGUGAAGACAUUAAUGAAUGUGCAACACCCAAUAUCUGCCCCUCUACCACUACCUGUGUCAACACUGGUGGCUCAUUUUACUGCGACUGUGGCACAGGCUUCAUCUUUAAUAACUCCAAGUGCCAUGACCUAGAUGAGUGUGUGGCAGGCCGCUGCAGCCCUUACGCAACCUGCACAAAUUCACCUGGCUCCUUCUCUUGCCAGUGUAAAGCAGGGUACAGUGGAGACGGCUUCACCUGUGCAGAUGUGGAUGAAUGCUCGCUGGUUAAGCCAUGCCACUCCAAUGCCCUUUGCGUUAACCUUCCUGGCUCUUACAACUGCACCUGUCGGGCGGGUUAUUCUGGAGACGGGGUGAAUCAGUGCAACGAUGUAAACGAGUGUCUGGUGGACAAUGGAGGUUGCAGGAACAAAGCUACAUGUGUCAACAACCAGGGUUCCUUCUACUGCCAGUGCAAGUCGGGCUUCAUCUUGGUUAACCGUACUCUUUGUCAGGAUAUAAAUGAGUGUAAGGAACUGAGCAAUCCAUGUGGAGUGAAUGAAGAGUGCAAGAACAUCGACGGGUCAUUCGAGUGCCCCUGCCAGGUUGGUUACUACCGCCCUGCCAGCAACAUGGACUGCGUUGAUAUGGAUGAGUGUAAAAACAACCCUUGCCAUGUCAACGCCACAUGCCUGAACACCAUCGGGUCCCACACUUGCAUCUGUAAACGAGGCUUCACAGCAAAUGGCACCCAGUGUGAAGAUAUAGAUGAGUGUUCUGCAGAGGGUACAUGUCACCCACGGGCAAUAUGCACCAACUUGAUGGGCGACUUCUUUUGCUCAUGUCAGAAGGGUUUCGAAGGUGAUGGCUUCUCCUGUGAGGAUAUGAACGAGUGCACCCUCUCUAAUGAUAGUUGCCCAGCCUUCUCAAAGUGCAUCAACUCUCCCGGUGCUCAUGUCUGCUCAUGUUUGAAUGGCACAGUGGCUUUCAAUGACACCUGUGUGCCUCCCAGUCCGCUGUGUGACCCUGCCUGCCACAUUCACGGCCUGUGCCACCUUUCGUCUGCCGGAUACCAGUGCGUGUGUGACCUGGGUUACGUGGGUGAUGGGCUGACUUGCUCUGACAUAGAUGAGUGCCAGAGGGAAAACAUUUGUCCUGAAAAUGAGACUGAGUGUAUCAAUGUCCCAGGAUCGUUUUCCUGUGUCUGCAAAAAAGGGUACACUCUCAACGGAACACAGUGUUUCGAUGUGAACGAGUGUGAGACAGGGCAGCAGGAGUGCAGUGAGUUUGCCCAGUGUGUCAACACAAUGGGCAGCCAUUCUUGCCUCUGUCUGAGCGGCUUCACAGGUGAUGGGAAGAACUGCUCUGACUUUGAUGAGUGCCAAGUCCAAAACGGAGGAUGCCAUCCAGUUGCCAGCUGCACUAACACGCCUGGAUCUUUCUACUGUGCCUGUCCACUUGGCACAGAGGGCAAUGGCACUGACUGCCGGGAUGUGAACGAAUGUGAGCAGAACUCCACACUGCCACACAACUGCAGUGUUCAGGCUUUGUGCCACAACACAAAUGGGUCCUACAACUGCCAGUGCCAGGAUGGAUACCAGGGGGAUGGCUUUGUUUGUGAGGAUGUGGAUGAAUGUCAGCUGGCCACAACCUGCAGCAAGAACAUGACUUGCAGCAACACCCCUGGCUCCUUCUCAUGUUCAUGUAUCUUGGAUGUAGUGUACGACGUGGGCACAUGCGUGAGUGAAGAUACCUGCUUGAAUGCUAGUAGUGAAUGCCACCCACUGGCCAAUUGCCACUUUCACCAGGGUUCCUACUACUGUCAGUGCGUAGAUGGUUAUGAAGGAAGUGGCACCGAAUGCUGGGACAUGGAUGAAUGCGACCAAUCUCAAAAUCAAGUCUGCCCUGCCUUCUCCUACUGCUUCAACACUAAUGGCUCCUUCAUCUGUGACUGCUGGGAAGGGUUUCAGGACAAUGGGACACAUUGUCAGGACAUAGACGAAUGUGUGACGCGGGACUUCACCUGCCCUGACAACAGUACCUGCGCUAACAUAGAGGGGAGCUACAAUUGUACCUGCGACCCAGGCUUCUCAGGCAACGGCUCCCUGUGUAUGGACAUCAAUGAGUGCUCCCUUGGCCUAACCCUGUGCCCUAAUUUCUCCAACUGCACAAACACAGUUGGAUCUUUUGUCUGUGAGUGCUGGGAUGGUUACGAAGACAACAACACUGAUUGUGGGGAUAUCAAUGAGUGUCUCGUCAACUCAACCUGCCCUGAGCAUAGCACGUGCAUAAACACCAAUGGAAGCUACUUGUGUAUUUGUGACGGUGGAUUUUCCAGCAUGGAUGACUUGUGUGUGGACAUCGAUGAAUGUAGUGACACGGAGCAGAGGGAGCUUUGCACCAAUGGCACGUGUAUGAAUGCUAUUGGCUCAUAUUACUGUGAAUGCAUCAAAGGAUUCUGGAGUAAUGGGACAGAGUGCCUGGAUGUAGAUGAAUGCUCAGACUCCCUCAACUCUUCAGUGUGUCAGCCCCAUUCUACAUGCAUCAACAUGCCUGGGUCUUACCAUUGCCCCUGUAAUGAAGGGUUUCUUCUGAAUGGUACAGAGUGUCAGGAUGUAGAUGAGUGUCACCACCCAGAUGGUCCACCUUGCCCUGAGCACUCAUUAUGUAACAACACAGCGGGGUCCUUCUUCUGUCUGUGUUCUCCGGGGUACAAACCCACGAGCCUGGGCUGUGAGGAUAUUGAUGAAUGCAAGGACAACACCACCUGCCGCUUUGACCAGGUGUGCGCCAACCUGCCCGGCGCGUACAACUGCUCUUGUCCACUGGGAUAUCACGAGGAGGAACUGGCGUGUGUCGACACCAAUGAAUGUGAGAACUCACCGUGCCACCCUUCGGCACGGUGCUGGAACACCCCUGGCUCCUUUUCAUGCCACUGCCCUCUGGGCUUCGCAGGAAAUGGCUCGUGGUGCAAAGACGUGGACGAGUGUGUUGCCCUGACCAAACCGUGCCACCUUCAAGCUCGCUGCCAUAACACCCCAGGGUCAUUUGUGUGUGUUUGUAUUCCCGGAUUCGUAAGUAUGGGGCCGCUGUGUGUAGACUUUGAUGAGUGCCAACAGCCUAAUAAUAACAGGCAGUGUCACUCUGCUGCCACCUGCUCCAACCAUGUAGGAGGAUUCAAAUGCUCUUGCGGUCAGGGCUGGAUUGCUACCAAUAAAGACAAUGGUAGAGGAAAAGGAGGAUGUGUGGACUUGGAUGAGUGUGUGUCACUCAUGGCAUGCCCUGGGCAGACAUCCUGCACCAACCUGCUAGGGUCUUACAGCUGUUCCUGCCCCCAAAACAGCACAGUGUGCAGCGAGAUGACUCUGAAGGAGAGCAACCUGUACCCAUUUGGAGAAGAGGCUGGCGAUAAAGGAGUAAAGAUAGACAUAGAAGAUGGAACUUCCCCGUACAUCACACCACCGAUGGGUUUCCCCUUCUUGGGAACAUCGUACGACAGGGUUUAUUUUUCUGAUAACGGUCUUGUCCAGUUUCAAACUGUCGCUGAGAAUGAACAGUACUUGCUCCCGGCUCCUUCAGCCACUGGUUUCCCAAACAACAUGAAUGUGUCUCUGUUGGCGGUGUUCUGGGACGAUGCUGACCUCACCCACGGGGACGGACAACUGUUCUAUCAGGAAUACCAUGAGCUGCAUAUGUCGGAUGUCUUCUCACAGAUAGUGUUUAAUCGUACAGCAGAUGAAGUGACAAAGUUUGAGGAGCAGAAAAACAAGCCUGCCUUCACCCCGUCCUGGAUCCUCAAAAUCACCUGGGACCACGUGAUGCCCGUCUCCUACCAGAAGAUCAACUUCUCAGAGACGAACACUUUCCAGUGCAUCCUGACCACAGAUGGAGUUCGUUCAUUUGCCCUCCUGCGAUACGGGGACAUGAGCUGGGGUCCUGGCCAGAGGCAAUACCACGACGCUCUCAUCGGCUACACGGAUGGGAGAACCACCCACAAAGAACCCACUGUCCCUCCGGACAACCUCUUCGGGCCCAGGGGCCGAUAUAGGCCCCAGCAGAUGAAAGGCACCAUGGGGAAGUCAGGUCAGCUGGUGUAUGAUUUCUCGGGACCAGCAGGGUCAGACGUGGAUCCCAGUAUAAAGUGCCAGGCGUGGGCGAUGAAGGAGCCUAACCCUGCGCAGUGGACAGCGGGGCUGUUUUCAUGUCCCUGCACCCGCACCCAGGUUCUGGAGGACCUGUCGUUCCUGCAGGACACCACUGAUCUGGGUUCAGUGGUGAAGAAGCUGAGGGAUCAGCGGUGGGGGGGCGCAGGGGGCCACAUCUUCAAGUCUGUCCUGUCUAACAGACACGGUUCGGGGAAGAGGUGUGUGUAUGAGCUGGACGGGCACUUGCUGGCUGGGUACAAUGAACGCUACUUCUCCGGGCAGAGCUUACAGAAACACAUCGAUGAGGAUCUCCUGCCGUUCCAGUGGUGUUGUAUCCAGUCUCCUCUGUGCCACCUUUACCUCAACAAGAGACCGCUGGACCGUUGCCAAGGUUACAGCUGGGCGAGCCCAGACGGCUACACGCCGGCCAAGAAGGCGACGCAGGGAGUAGCGAUGGUGUACGGCAGUCUCCAUUUCAUCACCUUCGAUGGGACGGAGUACUCCUUCAAGGCCCUGGGAGAGUUUGUGAUAUUGCGUCUCUCCUCCACCACCGGCUCUAAUAUCUUCACCCUGCAAGGACAGACCGACAGGCUGCACACAGAGGAAAAGGGGAUCGUUGAGGUCCCAGUGGUGGUGCGCAUGGCUGCCUUCCACCAGGGCAUUGGCAAGAUUGAAUGGAGAUGUGCGGGGAAAGGAGACAGACUGCAGGUUUUUGUGGAUGAUUCUGAGAUCCUGGUCACUGUUGGUGUCGUGCACGUGGGUGAGAAGGACUUUGCCGUGCGCUGUGUGUCCCUGAUUCGCUGUGCAGUGGUGUACGCCAGCGGCCUCCAAGUGGUGGUGUGGCGGUCUGUAGGCCACAGUCAGCUGGCGGCCGUGGUGGAGGUCCCUCAGACCUUCUACAACCGCACUGUGGGUCUCAUGGGUCUCUGGAGCUCCAGACGAGCCGACGAUUUCCUCAUGUCUGAUGGCAGGCUCCUCCCCUCAGACACCCUGUCAGAGGAGAGACUGCACGGCUUUGGCAUGUCCUGGGCAGUUCCGGUCCCAGAGAGCCUGUUAUUCUCUCCUUCUCCACUGGUUCCACUGGAGCCCGCCUCCACUGAACACCUGCUGGAAAGCGUCAGUCCUGCUGAGGUGGAGGAGCUGAGGAGAACCUGCAAAAGCAACAUGCAGUGUGUCCACGACAUCCUCGCCUCCGGCAGUUCUAAACUGGGCCUGCAGACUCUGGACGCCAAGAAGCAAUAUCAAAAUAAGGCUCUGAUCUACGGUAACAUGCCUCCCAUAGUGACAGAGCCCACACUGAUCCGCUUUAAAGUCAACUCCACUGUCAGCGUUCAGAUUGUGGCUCAGGACCCAAAUGGAGACCCCAUCACCUACUCACUGCUCUACCCUAGACCUCCUCGGGCUUCCAUAGGCAGCGGUGACGGCCUCCUGACAUGGACGCUCCUCACCACGGAGCCCGUCCAGGUGACCAUCAAGGUCAGCGACGAGGUCACCGGCUCCCUGUUCACGCCCAUCCUGCGUGUCUGCAACUGCCUCAACGGAGGAGUCUGCCAGUAUGACAGCGUCACUGAAAACCACAUGCAGGGAAAGUUCCAGGUGGUCGGAUGCUUGUGCCCGAAGGGAUUCAGCGGAAAGUUCUGUGGGAACAAAGCAGACGUGUGUCGAGGCAAACCUUGUUUCCGAGGGGUGGAGUGCCAGUCGAAGUCAGAGCCGGGGCAGUUCACCUGUGGAGAGUGUCCUGAUAAUACUGUCUCAUACGGAAAACAGGGAUACAAGUGCUUUGAGCAUGACAUGUGCGUCCCUCCUUUCCCCUUCCCCUGCCACAAAGACGCCAUAUGCCACAGCACGAAACAAAACUACACCUGCACGUGUAAGCCUGGCUUUACAGGGAACGGACAGAACUGCACAGAUAUAAAUGAGUGUGUGGAGCUCUCAACCUGCCCCAAUGCCAAGUUUGAGUGCAGGAACAAGCCCGGCUCUGUGGACUGCUUCUGUAGAUACCAGAACACCAAGGACGUUGAUGGAUGUGGUGACUCUGCCAAUCCUCCAGGGUGUAAUGUGUUUAACGUCUCUGUGGGCUGGAAGAAGAGCAAGACUGAAGGACUCAAACAGCUGGUGGACAUUCUGUCGAUCGGUUUCCAAAACAAAUUCUACAACGCCAGUUACAAGGAUCCAGCCCCGGGGUCCGGUCUGGGUGCAGCCGAAUACCGUAUCAACGUGUCCAGUGACACCCCCCACUGGUACAUCAGAGACUACCUGGCCAGAGUCAGCGGCCACUAUGACAUCAGUUCUGUAGAAGUUGAUGAUCUGGACGAGUGUAAGGCCAAGGAGGCGGUGUGUGUCCAUCCUGCCCUCUGCGCCAACACUUACGGAGGCUACAGGUGUGUCUGCAAUGGCACGACCGACGUGGAUGAAACCCAGUCCUGUGUGUUAGACAGAGACCAGGUGAAUGAAAGGGAACUGGACCUUGUUCUGGGCCUGGUUCUGGGAAUCGGCAUCCCUCUACUUUUGCUGCUGCUCCUGGCUGCGCUGGCCUGCUUCUGCUGCUGCAAGAAGACGGUUACCGGAGACCUCCCCCACUUGUUGCCAGACUACAUCCAGGAGCAGUACAACCCUCCGCCCUUCAACUACUCCGACCCUGCCCUGCACUACAUGACCCACAGCAGCCCCCGGAUCAUAGACAACAUCACACCCAGGCAGCGCAUCAGAUAGCACAUACUAAACAACCGCAUGCACAGGCUUACAAACACAGCAGUUUUGGAGCCGCCGUAUAGGCAACGUUUUAUAUCGACAAGGUGAAUGACUCUUAUUUAUAGCGUGACAAACAAGUAAUUAAACCUGAGUGACUUUUAAAGUCAAUUAUUUCCAAGCAAUGGACCGCCGAGUUGGAACUGGAAGAUUUUUUUCGCCUGGACAACAGUUUACAGUCAGAGUCUGACCCAGCAGAACUCGACCACCUCUUGGCUGGAGACGGCGAUGAAAAGUAAACCACUGCAGUAGUCUUUGGCUUCCAGCUGAUACCAGGCCAACAGCCUCUGUGAUAGCAACAUUAGCAGAAUACCUGGCGUCAGGCUCCUGCCCUCUGCUCACAAUUAUAAUCCGGUAUCAAGGUUGUUAUGCUUCUAGUCCAAAAUGUGCAUAUAAUCAUCAAAACACCGUUGAUUCAAUUUGGUGUUAUUAUUUUGCUGGUUGCGGAAAGCAUUGAUCUCACUUUUGGAAUUACACUCUAAAUUAUUGUUCAGUGCUGGAUCGUGUCCCAGUUAAUUUAACACUGCAGCUGUCUUAUGUAAAGCUGGACUGUCAGAGAACGAUGUGUAAAUGUAAUGUGGAUCAUUAAAACUUCAGCAGCAUUGUACUUUGUGGUGAUAUUAUUUCAAGAGCAAAGCAUAUUGGAUAUUUGUGCUGUAACAAAUAUGCUGCUUUACUCGUGGGCGAACACAAUGGGAUUGUGGUUUUACUUUCACAAGAAGACCCGGGUUUAUAUUGAUAAAGUGUCCUUGAGCAAGACAGUCGAUUCUUACCAACUCUAGGGAUGUUUACCGUAGCUCACCCUGACCUCUGACCUCCCACAGGAUACGUGUCCAGCUGAAGCUGCUGUAAAAGGACUCAAUAGCUUAAAAUAAUAAUUUUCAAAUCUUAUUCUUUGCAGGGUGAAAAAUCUACCUCACACUCUGAAAUCACAACUUUCUCCUACUGUAUUGUAAUCAGGUUUUCCAUUGACAAUCAGUGUAGUAUUGAUCACUUUCUACAAAUACACAAUGGUCAUCAAAGUGGAAGUCAACAAUACUGACAUGCCAAUAUUGGAUUUUAAACCGGAGACCAGAGAUCUUUCAAUAUAAUCAGUGGUGGAGUCAAUACUUGCUCCCUUAACUAAAGUAAUCUGUGCAAAAAAUACUCCAUUACAAAAGUCUUACAUUUAAAACCUACAUACAGUAUUAUAAGCAAAAUGUACUUAAAGUUCUUAUAAUGCAUUAUAUUAUUGGCUCUUUAUUACUGAUGCAAUUAACA